AUGGAUUUCUUAGACAAUGAUCCCCUGGUCAAGUCCGUGACCGAGUACGUAAAGUCGUACAUGAGCAACUACGACGCGUCACACAGCUUCGACCACAUCGAGCGCGUCGUCGGCCUCGCGCGCCGCAUCGCGUCAGAGAGUCCCGUCGAGCCGGCCCUCGACCCCCGCAUCGUCGUCCUCUCGGCGCUGCUCCACGACGUCGGCGACAGGAAGUACCUGCGGCCCGGCGAGGACCCGACGACGGCCGUGUCCAGCAUCCUCUGCGACCUCGGGGCCCCGCCGGAGCUGGCCGCCGCCGUGCAGGCCGUCUGCCUCGGCGUCAGCUACACGGGCGAGGUACGCGACCCGGAGCGCACCAGGGCCCUGAUCGCGGAACACCCCGAGCUAGCCGUCGUCCAGGACGCAGACCGCAUCGACGCCGUCGGCGCCGUCGGCAUCGGCCGCCUGUUCACCUACGGCGGCGCCAAGACCGGCCGCAGCAUGGCGGGGUCGAUGGAUCACCUUGAUGAGAAGCUCGUGCGUCUGGAGGGGAUGAUUAAGACGGAGCCUGGGAGACGGUUGAUCAAGGAACGAACAGAGAGGCUUCGGCUCUUUCGAGAGUGGUGGGUUGAUGAAGCCGGUGCAUCUGCCGACCUGGCCAAGAAGUGA
Molecule: messenger RNA, 648 nt
Organism: Phialemonium atrogriseum
Lineage: Eukaryota; Fungi; Ascomycota; Sordariomycetes; Cephalothecales; Cephalothecaceae
Exons: 1
Coding region: 1-648 (215 amino acids)
Source: RefSeq, a predicted model, not a curated record